AUGGUCGUCCAGGAGUUUCGGAUUGUCCUGCCUAUUUCAGUCGAAGAGUACCAGGUGGCGCAGCUGUACGCCGUUGCAGAGGCCAGUAAAGGAGAGACCGGAGGCGGGGAGGGUGUGGAGGUGCUGACCAAUGAGCCCUACGAGAAUGGAGAGGAAAAGGGCCAGUUCACCCACAAGAUCUACCACCUACAGAGUAAAGUCCCUGGUUGGUUAAGAGUGCUGGCUCCAAAAGGCUCUCUAGAGAUCCAUGAAGAAGCUUGGAACGCGUAUCCUUAUUGCAGAACAGUCCUAAAAAGUCCAUAUAUGAAGGAGCGCUUCUCUAUAGAGAUAAUCACGUGGCACAAGGAGGAUAUGGGCACAAUAGAAAAUGUUCAUAACUUAGACCCAUCAGAAUGGAAAAACUGUAAAGUCGUCGACAUUGACAUUGCAGCCGAUCUAGAAGAACCCAAGGACUACAAAGAAGAUGAAGAUCCAACUAAGUUUAAGUCUGAGAAAACACAGCGAGGGCCACUGGGGCCUGACUGGAAGAAGGCACUGGAGAAGGACCCCAACACUCCCCACAUGUGCGCCUACAAACUGGUCAAAGCUGAAUUCAAAAUGUUUCCCCUUCAGGGCAAAGUAGAGAGCACUAUUCAGAGGAUGGAGAAGAGACUCUUCACCAACUUCCACAGAAAGCUCUUCUGUUCUAUGGACAAAUGGUACGGAAUGACCAUGGAGGACAUCCGGAAGCUCGAGGACGAGACCAAAGAUGAGCUCGACAAGAUGAGAGCAGACGAUGUUGUCAAAGGCACAACAGCUGAUAAGUAA
Messenger RNA from Knipowitschia caucasica, 807 nucleotides. NCBI's taxonomy places the organism in Eukaryota, Metazoa, Chordata, Actinopteri, Gobiiformes, Gobiidae. The record is from the annotation of a GenBank genome assembly.